GAAUACUUCCGGUGAAAUUCCGGUUGAAAUCAAGGACACUCCAGAAAAGGAUACCUCUGGUGAAAUUCCAGUCGAAAAAAUUGGUGAAAAUCCGGUUGCAAACAAUUUGGCCAAAGCCUCGUAA
This is a messenger RNA of Racocetra fulgida, 124 nucleotides long. The record is from the annotation of a GenBank genome assembly. Lineage: Eukaryota; Fungi; Glomeromycota; Glomeromycetes; Diversisporales; Gigasporaceae.